Molecule: messenger RNA, 3630 nt
Organism: Coniophora puteana RWD-64-598 SS2
Lineage: Eukaryota; Fungi; Basidiomycota; Agaricomycetes; Boletales; Coniophoraceae
Exons: 15
Coding region: 1-3507 (1168 amino acids)
Cellular component (GO): mRNA cleavage and polyadenylation specificity factor complex
Source: RefSeq, a predicted model, not a curated record
AUGGCCGCCACUGCAGACCCGCUCCAGAUGCUGGCCGCCGCUCUGAACGUGCCUGCAGACUCGGACGAGCAGGCCACCCUCCUAGCCGCGCUGCGCGAGUCACUCGAGGCCCACCCGAAUCCCAUACCCAUCCUCUGCUCGACGCUUGUUAGAACCGUGUCCGGUGCAGCUGACUCCCUUUUGAAAAGAUGGGUUCUCGAGCUAUUACACUUUGGCAUAUCUCGCUCGAGUCUCGCGCUCGACGUGCGUACGAACCUUGCGACCACAUCCGUGCAGACGCUUGCCGCAAUGCUGAACGACCCAGCGCCGAGGAUCGCGAAGCUCGUCGUGUCCAUCCUCACGGGCGUGUAUCCCCUUGUGUUCCGCCAGAUGUUUACCAUACGCUCACAACGACAAGAAUGGGAUAUUGUUUUGCAGUGCAAGUCCCGCAUAUUGGAGUUCGUGUGGUCCCCGACCACCCCCAGCGGUGUAAAGCUAGCUGCCGUCAAGUUUAUGCAGAAGAUUAUUCUUCUCCAGACACGGGGAAAUCCAGACCCGAGGCUUCAGAAUAGAGACGACCCGAACAUCUCGUCAAUCCCUGCCGAUCACCCCAUACUUUCCUCGCAAACGCUGGAACAGGAAGCUAACAAGCUCCUUGAAGGACUGGUGACGCUGCUUUAUACGAGCCCGAACCCGGACAUCAUCUCAGCAAUUCUCAACAGUUGGUCAAAUUUGGUCAAACUCCGCCCCACCUACGUACAACUGGUGGUAUCGUCCUUGGCAUCAUGGACUCCAAACACCUUGAGUGGCCUUUCUGCUUCGGCCAUCAAGAGCGUGGAGAAGGGCAUCCGGAUAUUAUUGGUUCACAUAUCUCGAGGUCCACAUGGUUCUGCGUUUGGCGCUCAGAUCAGUGAGGCCCUUUCAGUGCAGGGCACUCGCAUGGAGCGAGCAUCCGCAGAAGAAAAGGCCAGGAAAGCGGCAGCAUCAGCAACUGCCACGGAGGCGGCAAAGAAGAGACCACCCUCAGCAAGCGUAGAAGCACCUUCAGACGUCAAGCGCGUGCGGAUGGAAGCCGGGCCAUCUACUUCGAACUCAAACUCUGCCGCGUUCUUGGCUGGCUUUGAUUUCAAUACAUUGCCAAUUGCACUUAUCAUUGAGAUCAUAGUGGCCAACCUUGCCGCGUUCUCAGAGCCAACUUUGACGGACCUUGUCAAUGCCUACAGGCAACGCCAAGGAACACCUACCGUGCCGACUGCGAGUACGCCUGUCCCAGCAGUUCCACCAAUAGCACCCCGGGCCCAUGACAAGGGCAAAGCCGCGGAAAUCACCCCUCCGCCAGUCAAACAGGAGCCAGUCGAUCCCUUGAAAAUGGACAUCGACGAAGAAGAAAUGGAGUACGAACCGGAUAAAUUAAACCAAGAGCUGGGUACAGCGGCCGCGGGCGAAGACGCAGGGGCUGAGGAAACCGCGGAAGCGGAUAUUAGCUUAACCCUAGAAGACUUCCGGCUGCCUCCACCCACGGACCUUCCCGAGGACGAGCGAAUAGUGUUGAUGCGAAAGUCGAUAACACGAAUAUCUGACGGCGCGGAUGAGCUCAAGAUCGGCCUGGAUGAUUCGUCGGUGAAGAUGGAGACCUCCGCCGUCGACAUGUGGAUGCUUCUCGUCAUACGCAUGUUUAGCCGUGUGUCGCAUCCCCAUAGUGAGUCUUCUGGGCGUGAUGAAGAAGCUGGAAAGCGACCUCAAGAUCAGGAUGUCAUUACGGCGAACUACACUCGGCAGGAUAAGAUUCGACAGAGUCUCUGUGACUAUAUCAUGGAAGACUUCGCAGGAAGGCGAGCACGUUUUAUAGUUGAUAUACUGCUGUUACGCCUUGCGACGUUUUGGAUGAACGAAGAGUGGUACAAUGACCGGAUAAAUCGGAACGGAGAUUUGAACCGGCCUCCCAACUAUGACUCCUGGCUAAAUCAAAUUGUCUCAACGUACCAAACGAUCCUUGACACAAAAGCUGACGGCAGGCCAGAUAGUAAAGACAAGGCAUUCGCCCGAUUUUUACUGGACCUCCCUGCCGUUCCACCGGAUGUUUUCGAGCUACUGCGAGACUUAUCCGUCGAAACGGAUAAGAUGCAUGUCGGUUUCACGAGUCUGCGUGAAUUUGUAGUAGAGCGGCCAUCACUGAGAUCUGAGUCACUGCAAGUCCUUCUCGAACUAACCACGCAUCCAGAGCCUGUGACUCGACGUGCCGCCAUCAACACAGUGAAGCGGUGGAUUCCCGGCAAUGACUUCAUUGAAGGCAAGGUCCGCGGCUUUGCGCUUCGAAUUUUGCGGCGUCUGCAAAAGCGGCCUGCGAAGGAUGACCGCAAAGGCGGCGAAACUCAUGUGAACGGCGCGUCGGAAGAUCAACCCAUGGAAGACGGUCAGUUGGCCGCAGAUGACAUCGAACAGACACCUUAUCUGCCGGAGGAGAUGGAGCUUCCGGCCCAGAAGGCGCAUGUUUUGCAACAUGUCGAGCUGCUCUUCGCUCUAUCCGUGAAGGUUCCCGACUUCUUGGACGAAAUCUUUGAGGCAUACGGACACAUGGACUCGAGCACGCAAGAAGUUAUCCAGAAUCUCAUUACGCCGUUGGUGAAGUCGCUCGGAUCGAGCAACGGCAAGCUCCUUACUCUGAUGAGAACUUGUCCCGCUGGUUCGGAGUCGUUGGCGCUUCGUGUCUUGGCGAUCUUCACGGAGUCCGGAAGGCCAAGUGCUCAACUUGUGGCACUGGUCAAGGGUCUUAUUAGUGAACGUGACCUCGAUGCACGCUUUCUUAUUCCUAUUAUUGCGGAAAUGGAUAAGUCUGAUAUCCUACGAUAUCUACCACGCAUCGUAUCUAUUCUCAAUGGAGAGGCCGAGCCGAAGAACCUGGUCCGCUCCGUGUUCAACUCGGUGGUUACCACACCACCUCAAACAUUUGGGAGUGUCACCUCGAAUUUACCUCGUGUCAGGCAGAGUGAGUUGCUUACGCCAGCGGAGUUGAUGGUUUUGCUGCAUGAGUCGGAGAAGGAAAUCGGCCUGAAGGCUGCUAUCGAAGCUAUCAACAUCUGUUUCGCCAUGACCGAUGUUUUCCGUUCUGAGAUCUUGGCUGUCGUCAUGCAACAGAUUGUGGACGAGCCUGUCCUUCCUGUACUCUUUUUGAGAACCGUCAUUCAAGCGGUGACAACUUACAAAUCCCUGGUUGGAUUUGUUUCGACAACACUACUAUCGCGUUUGAUCACGAAGAAGAUCUGGCAAAAUCCGCACCUGUGGGAAGGAUUUAUUCGUUGCGCCAAGGCUAUCGCUCCUGCUAGCUUCGGAGCAUUAUUGCAGCUACCGAAGGAACAGCUGCGAGAGUUAGUUGACAAACAGCCCAGCCUCAAGUCUGGGCUGCGUGACUAUGUCACCAAAAAGGCCGGAAAUAAGGCCAGGGUUGCUGGGUUCCUUGACAUAUUUGGAGAGGAUGAUAGUGCUCAAAACCAAACACAAGAUACGACCAUGGUUGCUGCCCCUGCAUGAGUGAUUAGUCGACUGACGGGCCUUAAGGUUUAGGACGGCAUGCUAUUUAUCAUAGUGUAUAGUAGUAUAUUUCUCAGCAUGUACAACCGUGAGGUUCGUAUUCGUAUUCAAGUUGACGUUAAC